UUCUUCACCCGGAAACCUGUUUGCUCUCCUCGCCCAAACCCCCAAAGGCCAAAAGCCCAAAACCCUCGCCGUCGGGUGGCGCGGUUGCCUCUCCCGCCGCCGCGACAUCAGUAACGCAUUACAACUGUAUACACCAUAAUAAAAGGCUGCAGAUUUUGUCCCAAUUCCAGCUUUUUCUUUCGAUGUUUUAGCUAAAAUUGACUCAAUUUGAAGUUGGCAGGCCCCUUCCAAUUUCUUUCCCAAUCUGCUAAUCCUCGAUAUAAUCUGUGCUGUGCUGCGUUAAAUCCCCAAAUUCGCAGUGCGGCGCCGCCCCAGCCACGCCGGAAGAGGUCACCGCGUGAGUUCACUGUCCCCGUCGCCGUCGCCUCCGCCUCUAACCCGAACCCCAGGCGGCCGUCGGUGAAGAAGAGGGAGCAGCAACCGCAGGAGGAGGAGGAGGAAGCGGCGGAGGAGGGGGAGAAGCGCCCAGCGAAACCAGACUUCCUGCCGCUGCCGCCGUUCAUGGCGAAGCUGGGCCCGGGGCAGGGGCUGGGGUGCGAGGCGGCGGAGGGGUCGCUCGUGCCCAGCCGGAAGCGGGAGUACAAGCCCUGCGGCAAGCACACUGAGGGGAAGCGCCCGCUCUACGCCAUCGGGUUCAACUUCAUGGACGCGCGCUACUACGACGUCUUCGCCACCGUCGGCGGCAACCGCGUGACAACUUACCGUUGCCUUGAGAAUGGUAGUUUUGCUGUUCUACAAGCUUACGUUGAUGAGGAUAAGGAUGAGUCAUUCUACACUCUAAGUUGGGCUCGUGAUCAUGUUGAUGGCUCACCACUUCUGGUGGCAGCAGGAAGCAAUGGGAUCAUUCGGGUCAUCAACUGUGCUACUGAGAAGUUAGCUAAGAGCUUUGUUGGCCAUGGUGACUCAAUAAAUGAGAUAAGAACUCAAGCAUUGAAGCCUUCGCUCAUCAUUUCUGCAAGCAAGGAUGAAUCUGUUAGGCUAUGGAAUGUCCAUACAGGGAUCUGCAUCUUGGUAUUUGCUGGAGCUGGAGGUCAUCGCAAUGAAGUGUUGAGUGUUGACUUCCACCCCAGUGAUAUUGAGCGUUUUGCAAGUUGUGGCAUGGAUAACACUGUGAAAAUCUGGUCAAUGAAAGAAUUUUGGCUAUAUGUUGACAAAUCAUAUUCUUGGACUGAUCUUCCAUCAAAGUUUCCAACAAAAUAUGUCCAAUUCCCGGUCUUGAUUGCUGCAGUACACUCUAACUAUGUUGAUUGUACAAGAUGGCUUGGUGACUUCAUCCUGUCGAAGAGUGUUGACAAUGAAAUUGUGCUUUGGGAACCAAAAACAAAAGAACAGAGUCCUGGCGAGGGAAGCAUCGAUAUUCUUCAGAAGUACCCUGUGCCAGAGUGCGACAUCUGGUUUAUCAAAUUUUCGUGCGAUUUUCACUUUAAUCAGUUGGCAAUAGGAAAUCGUGAAGGCAAAAUCUAUGUGUGGGAAGUGCAGUCAAGCCCUCCUGUCCUAACCGCCCGGCUAUAUAAUCAACAAUGCAAAUCUCCAAUAAGGCAGACUGCAGUGUCCUUUGAUGGAAGCACGAUCCUUGGAGCUGGUGAGGAUGGCACCAUUUGGAGAUGGGAUGAAGUGGAUCAUGCGAGCGCCAAAAACUGAAGCAAGUGCAGCUGCUCUGCCGCCAUUGGCAUCUUGUUCCGUAGUGGUUAGCAUUAUGGUCGUUCAAAACUGCAACCUGGUUGUUCUGAAGUCAGGAGAAUGGUUGUUAACUGAAUGUUCAAUGUUUGGAUGUUGGCUGUUAUGCUUCGAAUGUUGUAACUUGGAAUGAUUGCGCUGUUAUAUUGCGCCAUGGACAAGUUACAUUUAAACGUUGUUGCAACUUUGGAAACCAUUGUCAUCCAACUAUAUGUACUGGUGGAUGAUACUAACGGCAAUUAAUGGAAGUCUUGCCUUCUGCGAGAA
Molecule: messenger RNA, 1944 nt
Organism: Panicum virgatum (switchgrass)
Lineage: Eukaryota; Viridiplantae; Streptophyta; Magnoliopsida; Poales; Poaceae
Product: polycomb group protein FIE2
Exons: 13
Coding region: 502-1641 (379 amino acids)
Biological process (GO): negative regulation of transcription by RNA polymerase II
Cellular component (GO): ESC/E(Z) complex
Molecular function (GO): nucleosome binding; protein binding
Source: RefSeq, a predicted model, not a curated record